Messenger RNA from Nothoprocta perdicaria, 1867 nucleotides. RefSeq names its product PQ loop repeat containing 3 (gene SLC66A3). The coding region runs from base 1 to 606 and encodes 201 amino acids. The transcript is spliced from 7 exons. NCBI's taxonomy places the organism in Eukaryota, Metazoa, Chordata, Aves, Tinamiformes, Tinamidae. The record is from RefSeq and is a predicted model, not a curated record.
AUGGCGCCGGCGCUGCUGGACGCGGCCAACUGGAGCACCUGCGCCGUGUGCGCCGUGAUGAAGGUGCCGCAGGUGGCCGCCGUGCUGGCGGCCCGCUCAGCGCGGGGCCUCAGCGUGGGCAGCCUGGCGCUGGAGCUCACCGGCUUCCUUGUGUUUCUGAAGUACCAGAUUUAUUAUGGUUACCCUCUGCAGACUUACCUGGAAUAUCCUAUCCUCAUUGCACAAGAUGUCGUUCUCUUCUUGUUUAUUCUGCAUUUCAGUGGAAACAUGAAACAAGCCUUGCUCUACACAGUCACAUUUGUAGGGGGGUGGUACAUGCUGGCACUGCAGAAGUGGAUAAUGGACCUGGCCAUGAAUCUGUGCACGCUGAUCAGUGCAGCGAGUAAGUUUGCCCAGCUGCGGUGCCUCUGGCAGACCAAAGAUUCGGGACAAGUGAGCGCCUUGACCUGGGCUUUGUCUGCGUAUACCUGUGCAACAAGAAUACUUACAACUUUAAUGACUACGAAUGAUCUUAUAGUUCUCUUCCGUUUCAUAACCAUGCUCAUUCUCAAUAUCUGGGUCACAGCCACAGUCCUGCACUACAGGAAAACUAAAAAGACUGACUAGAAGACACCUCUGAGCACACAACAUAGUAAGGAAAAAAAAAACUGGAAUAACUGAGCUUAAACAGCAAAACAGGGUUGGAGGAAGCUCUCUCUCUUGAGCUAACCUAGGUAUUUAUUCCUAAACAUACUUAGUAUAGUUAUAUACUUACUUUCUGACAGAAAUAAGUAAGUUAUAGCGUACUUUCUGACAGAAAUAAUUCUAAGAAGAUAUUCCAUUUAAGAAGCAUUUUUUAGUUAGUCAUUUAAGACAAGUUUCACUGAUAGCAUGUUUUCUCUGGUAAUUUUACUAAAUGAACAAGUUAUUUUGUAUUUGGAUUUUUAUAUAAUUCAAUACCACUUCAGUACUUUCUGGUUACGUAUAAGCAGUUUUCUUCAAUUAUACAAGAGCAAUUUUGCACCAUCGUUUUAACUCAUCUUUCUGCAUUGCUAUGUUUCAAUAACAGUAGUUGUUUGUUGUUGUCUUGYAGUCAACUCAUUAUUAGACAUUAACUACCAGUAUUUGAGGAUAAAGAAAAUCUGAAACAAUUCAGAAUAAGGUUCUAAAUGUGUUUUAUUAAGUCACAGGUGCACUUGGCAUUGCAGCACUUAGACACAACACUUUAAUACCAUAACUUACACAGCUGACACAGGAUACCCAYGGUCACUAUUUUCAAUAUACCCAGUUUUUAUUAGGAUAACAGCCAAAACUCAACUACUGCACUUGAAUUCUCAAAUGAGUAGCAGAGACUAGAACGUACAGAAAUGGAUGAGACUAAUGGGGAUAGGACCCGUGUCCAAGUCGAAGCUCCCGAACUGAUACCCAGAGUCUCCAAAUGUAGCCCGGGCUGAUGAUACCCAAUAACAUUUGAUGGACCAAAGCAAACUUAGCUCAGAAUAAUUAUUGUUUUUGAUGACAUUAUCCUGUGCUUUGUUAGUUUUUAACCUUUCUGUGUUGAGGAAUGCAACUGCACUUGAAUUUUUGCUUAGGACUARCGCUGAUCAAUUUGCACUAGGUAUAUUAAGAAGGGGGAAAGGAUAUUCGUUAGUAACUGUUAGAGGGGGAUUGUGCUUUUGGAAGUAAUAGACUUCCAACCAGUAGCUACAGGUGGUAGCCAUGGGGCUUGCCCUCAUUUCUCGUCACUACAUUCACCAAAUGGAGAAAAGGGCCCUUUUCAGAAGAGAUUUUUGGAUAUAACUUGAUAUGUURGCAUUUUGGAACGAAGGCACCCUCAAAAGGAAGGAAGGGGAAGACUUCAUUGACUGCACGUGAGGCAGCUUUUCUU